AUGUAUAUGGGCCUAAAGUCUGGGUUCGCUGAUCACAUGGCUGAUACAGGAGACACAAUAGACCGGUCCAACCGCGUUUUCCAGGUCACGGGUACUUCACAUAAAAGCGUAGACUCAUGUGAAGCAAACAACGUGAUGAGUUCAUUGUUGUCCAGGUGUAAUGGACCCUAUAGCCAACUGAGUCAGGACGAAGAGACCUACGGAAUCGGUUGGCAGCCGUUUACGGGAACUGGUGUCUUGAACAACUCAGCGCCUGAGUACAUCUUCCACUCUGCCAGCAGUCUGGACGGGGUGCAAUUUCUUGGCCUCCUCUCUUGGUACUCAGGAGGAGGGUAA
Molecule: messenger RNA, 336 nt
Organism: Protopolystoma xenopodis
Lineage: Eukaryota; Metazoa; Platyhelminthes; Monogenea; Polystomatidea; Polystomatidae
Source: the annotation of a GenBank genome assembly